Candoia aspera is the source of this 5532-nucleotide messenger RNA. RefSeq names its product tetraspanin 9 (gene TSPAN9). The record is from RefSeq and is a predicted model, not a curated record. NCBI's taxonomy places the organism in Eukaryota, Metazoa, Chordata, Lepidosauria, Squamata, Candoiidae. The transcript has 7 exons. Bases 53 to 1084 code for a protein of 343 amino acids. Gene Ontology annotation, cellular component: plasma membrane.
GGCUGCCCGGAGAUGCCCGGCGCCGCGGCCCGUCCCGGAGCCCAGCGCGAGCAUGGAGAAGUCCAGUAGCGAAGCCUCCUCCAUCCGCCGGAGCCCCUCCCUGGAGAGCAAGGACUCGGACUUCGCCAGAGCCUCGGCCUCGGGGAAGCGCUUCAGCCGCGGCUUCACGGCCGGCGCCUUCUACGGCACCGCGGGGCCCCGCCGGCAGGGCCGCCGCGCCGCCGCGCCGGGACCCGGGACGCCGAGGGACGCCGGGCCCCGCUGCCCCCAGGGCGAGGGCGGCCGCGGCAGCAGCAAGUACCUGGUGUUUUACCUGGACCUGUCCUUUGUUUUCCUCCUAGAGUUUCAGAAGUGCAGCAUGGCCAGGGGCUGCUUGUGCUGCCUGAAAUACCUGAUGUUCCUUUUCAAUUUGGUCUUCUGGUUGUGCGGCUGUGGGCUCUUGGGUGUGGGAAUAUGGCUCUCCGUGUCCCAAGGAAACUUUGCCACCUUUUCUCCCACUUUCCCAUCACUGUCAGCUGCCAACCUGGUCAUUGCCAUCGGAACCAUUGUCAUGGUGACAGCCUUCCUGGGCUGCUUGGGUGCUAUCAAGGAAAACAAGUGCCUCCUCUUAAGCUUUUUUGUUGUUUUGCUGAUCAUUCUCCUGGCUGAGCUGAUACUACUUAUUUUGUUCUUUGUUUAUAUGGACAAGGUGAGUGAAAGUGCAAAGCAGGACCUGAAGGAGGGCCUUAAGCUGUAUAACACAGACAAUAACGUUGGGCUGAAGAAUGCAUGGAAUAUCAUUCAAGCAGAGAUGCACUGCUGUGGGGUAACUGACUAUAGAGAUUGGUACCCAGUAUUGGGCGAUAACGUUGUCCCUGACAGAUGCUGCAUGGAAAAUUCCCAAGAUUGUGGUCGGAAUUCCAACAACACAAGCUUGGUGUGGAAAACGGGGUGCUACGAGAAGGUCAUGAUGUGGUUUGAAGACAACAAGCAUAUCCCUGGGGCAGUUGGGAUGUGCCUGCUCAUAAUACAGAUUCUUGGCAUGGCCUUUUCCAUGACUCUCUUCCAGCAGAUUCACAGGACCGGUAAAAAAUACGAUGCCUAAAAUCCUGUUUUGUAACCUCAUCAGCCCUUCUCUGUUGCCAUUAGGACAGAACAAUAACUGCAAAAGGGUGAAUCAAAGUUUGUCUGACCUUGGGGCUGCCUACACCAUUAGUUCCUCAGUGGCCUCUUUUCCAAGACGGAUUGAACCGAACACCAGUAUUACAGGACCUUUUUGUAUCUGCUCGGCCAUCGUUUUGCCAAAGAAGAGGGGAACCCUCCUGAAUGCAAAUCAGUUUUCUACUCCUACUCAGAGGUCCCUGUUUCUAACCUUCUAGGUGGAAUAACGUUCUAGUGCCGAUCAGUGUUAGAUCUCUGAGGGUAGCCGAUGGACGCGUCUAUUAACUUUUUAAAAUAAUCUUUUUUAAAUGGCUUGUGCCCAACUGGGUACUGGGACUUGAAUGAAGCCAUUCAGAUGACACCCCUAUGAAUUGGACCUGCUUGGACAGAGGGGUUUUUUGGGGUGUGUGUGUCAAGGGUACUUUACUGUAUCUUUCAGAAUAUUAAGUAUUUCCUUUUCUUCCCUUCUUUUCUCAUGUUUCCCCCCAGAAUUCUAUUGGGCAGUCUUUGAAAAAUGCCAUUUUUACAGUUCUAAAUUUAAAACCAGGAGGAAAGGUGCAUAUAAGUUUCUGUCAUAAUAAGUUUAAAAGAGACUCUGCAGUUGGUUAGUCUCAGCUAAGCUGGAAUCACGCAGCGAGAAUUCUGGGACCAGAGCACACUCUCGGAUACAUACCUCAGACUUUUCAGGUGGGGAUCUUCCACGUAAGUCAUAAAUGAAGCAAACUUCUCUCUGGAAGCAUCUUAUUCUGAAAAAGUUAGAAUGGGCUGCUGCUGCUUGAUGGCAAACUGGUACGUGUCAGGAGACCCGGCCAAUGUCCCUGCCGUGGUUCUUAUUCCUGGUAGUCUUAAAAUAGGAUAGGAAUGACAUACUUUUGAUAAUUAGCUAAGCUGCCUUUACUAAGGCUUUCCUCUCUGAUCUUUAAAAAAAUCUGUGACUUCUGUCAAAGGAGAGAGAACCUCUGUAACAAGAACCAGCAAUCACAUUUAUAUUUAGCAGAAUAAAAAAGCAAUUUCCAAAGGUAUCAAGCUAGUGAGCAAAACAUAAACAAUGGAUGGCUCUCAAAAGUCAGGUUUUCCCCAAACCCAGCAGCUGCCCCCCGUUCUCUGCAUAGUUCCUUGCUCUGGUUAUGGCAAAUUGUGCUGGGAACUGGGGACACCUCACCUGUUGAUCCACGGAGGCCAGAGCAGGACUCCUCGUCCCUGGAAGCAGGCUGGUUGCUGCAGCUUUGCCCAGGUAACUGCUUGGAAGUUGCAUCCUUCCCUUGAAAAAAUAUGCAGAGAUUGGCGGUCAUGCAAAAAAAAAAAAGUUAUUCCCACCUUUGCAUCCUCUAAAAAUAAGUGUGUAGAGUAAGAGUGAAACUUUGUUCAGGAAAAAUAGGAAAUUGUGAAUGAUUAAACCAGUGGAACCCCCCCCCCCGCUCCUCUUUUCCUUUCAGGAUCAGAGUAGUAGAUAAAGUCAAGGAAGAAUAUUUCCUCCCUUUUUAUGUAGCUAAAGCUUGAGGGAUCAGCACUGUGGUGUAAGGGAAACCAGAGGUGAGCGGAGAGACAAGCUAUGGAGUGCAACUGAAGCUCCUUUUUGCAAUCUUGGAAAUAAUUCACAGGAAGCAUCUGAGAGUGGUUAAGGUGCUGGGCUAGAAUCCAGGAGACAGUUCUAGUCCCGCCUUAGGCACGAAAGCCAGCUGGGUGACUUUGGGCCAGUCCCUCCCUCUCAGCCCAACUCACCUCAGAGGGUCGUCAUUGUGGGGAAAAUAGGAGGAGGAGGAAGUAUUAGGGAUGGUCGCUGCCAUGAGUUAGUUAUAAAAAUAAUACAGGCGGGAUAAAAAUUAAAUAAAUAAAUAAAUAAAAGAUUAACAACAGGAAAGCCUCAGAUGUAAACAAGCAUGAUACAAGGCCCUUUACCCUUUUUUUUUUAGCUUUUAUUACAUCAAACUAAUUAACAGAAAUAAAAACUGCAUAUAGUGCAAACCAGUUGUAGAUUUAUCUUUCUAAUGCUGCAAAAUAAGUAUUUGUACCAUCUCCGUGCACAACAAAUCUACAGUUUUAUUUAUUUUAUUUAUUUAUUUUCUAUCCCACCUUUAUUAUUUUUAUAACUCAAGGCAGGGAACAUCCCUGUUACUCCUUCCUCCUCCUAUUCUUGAUGCCCUGAUGCAGCCAAGCAUACCCACCCUUGAUACACCGUGCUCAUUUUCAAAUCAUUGUUGCACUCUUGUAGGCUUGGACCCAAAACACGGGAACCAUGGGACUAACCUAGAAGAAAUUGCCAUCUCUUGAAGUACAUCUCCAAUAGCAACCCUCACUAAACAACCUUUAAUGCCUAUGAAAUAGGAUUUUUCACUGUGUUAACCACAUUUUAAGAUAAAAAUAAUCUCACAUUCUUUAAGGCAACUGUCUGCUGGUUUUAAAAAAGCAGGUCAUUCCAAGUUCUGUAAGUAGUUAAUAUCAGUUUCUCAAAGUCUUCAUUAAAAGAGAAAAUGGGCAGUCUCAAAAGCCUCUUGCAGCUGUGGCUGUUCAGAGGGGGAAAUAGCAUCAGGACCAAACAUCCAGGUAACACGCACUUAACUAGAGUAAACUGCCAAGAAGCCAUCUGAAAUAAACCAAAUUCAGUUUUAUAGACUUUUUAAAAACAAUUUCAUCAGACCUAUGUUUUUCAAAAGUAAAAAUAAACUGAAAGGUUUAAUUUACUAAAAACAAAAAACAAAAAGUGGAUUAAUUAUUUAUUUUUAAAUGGCAAGUAUAGCAUAAUGCAAACUUUUAUGCAUAAGGGGGUUAGAGUUUUGUCUGCAACCAAAUCUCUUCUCCAUUUAUCUUGUGACAUUAAGUUUCCAAUAUUGACUAAUCCCUGAACAAACCAGUAUUUCAGAAGACUCAAAUGCUCAAGUUGAACACAAAGAAGAGCUGAAUUUGAAGUUCCUAAUUCCAGCCUGUGACUGAAGCUAAAAUAAAUGCCAAAUGAUAAGCCUGAAAGGGUGGACAAUUAAAUCCAUAUUUGCCAGCUAGUACUUGUAACUCACUCCAUGGAAAUCUUAAGAUAUACCCCUUCAAGAAAGUUAUUUAAUAAAUUUGCUUGAAAUAAUAUAAAGGCACAAGAAUAUCUUUUAAAAUAUAUGUAGAAUUACCUUAAGCAUAUUUAUUUGCCCCAGCAACUGAAAGGAAUUCUAAAUUCUUCUUUAGUUUGAUCCAAAAUUGGAGAUGAUUUCAAAUUUGCAUUUAAGAGAGGUUCCCAUGGAUCUUUAUCCCAAGAUCAGCAAAAAGGAUCAGAAAGCAACUGAUCACAGUCACAGGCUUUAUGGGAAUCAAUCCACUGGCCUCAGGCCUGGUUUCCUCUGAUUUAUAGAGUAACCACAUGGGGUAUCAGCCCAGAGGAACAAAAUGAAUGUUUCUGACCUCUAUAACACAUACCAUCUGUACCUAACAGAAUCUCAGACUUCCCUUGUCUUCUGUGAUCCUCUUAAUAUUUUCCGAUUUCUAAUAGUGCAAGGGGAUAUCCUUGACUUGUUCCACAACUUAAGGCACAUCAUUACACGUGAUUUGGCAGUGAAAUAAAAUAUGUUGCUCCACAAUAUAAAACUCUGGGGAAACCCAAAAUAAGCCAGAAUGUGCUUCACAAACUUCCAAGAAGCCACAUCAAACAUCCUUGUGUUUCAAAAGAAACAGUGGCUCCUGGAUUCUGUCUAAAGCAAUUACAAGAAUUAAAAAUCUCACUGUCAGAACAACAGUCUGUUAAGUGUUAGUGUAACAGUCAGCAAUACUGGGGAGCAGUAGGCAGAAAACCAAGGUGUAAUCCAUAACCCACAUCAAACUAGGUUUAUCGUUGGAGCAAACAAACUUGGCUUGGAAAGAACUACAGUAUUUGCCUCUUUUAAAGUAAGGGAUAGGAAUCUAAUCUGAGAAAAUUUCAAUGUAUAUCUCUAAUAAAAAAAGAAGAUACCAAACCCAAUAUAUUUUCUCUCCCAGUCAAUGAGAAAACCAUCAGUUCUGAAGCUUUCCAUGGUUUCAAAAAUGCAGUGGUAUUCCGAAUCUCUUGAAUAAUCAAAGGAGUAAAAUGUGGUAAUCUCAUAUCCUUUAGAAAAGAAUUUUAUCUCUGCAUUUGUCGAUGAGAAACUGUACAAUUCGAGGGAUUUAAAAAAAAAGUCUGAAUAAUCUGUACAUUCCCAUCUAUAUUAUAUGUAGAAAACGAGGGAGUUUAUUACGAUCAAAUGAUGCUACAGACUUCCCUCGAGCACUGCCUGGGAUGGUUCAGUGCCUGAAUCACAUCACAGGUGCCUUUGAAUCACAUCACAGGUGUCCAAUUUGAUGGGCAAAUCCAGGUUCAUCCCAAAGGACUGUUUAUCGCUUUGCAAAUAUACAGGUAGUGUUUACAUUUGCCCUAGAUCACGCAUCUUGUUCACAUCU